Molecule: messenger RNA, 1526 nt
Organism: Triplophysa rosa
Lineage: Eukaryota; Metazoa; Chordata; Actinopteri; Cypriniformes; Nemacheilidae
Product: kelch domain-containing protein 3-like
Exons: 8
Coding region: 408-1340 (310 amino acids)
Cellular component (GO): cytoplasm
Molecular function (GO): protein binding; chromatin binding
Source: RefSeq, a predicted model, not a curated record
GUGUGUUUCUGACAAGCAUAAACACUCAUUGUUAACAUCACUUUUACUUUUAAACCCCUUUGUUUAUACACGUUGUAUUUUCUGUAGUGAUUGUCCGUGAUAGCCAGUGAAAUAUUUUCCUCGUUUUAUCUGUUCAUUUGGGCUGUUUAUUGUUUAUCUUGGUUUAGCCUGGUUAGCUUGAGCGGCUAAUAAUAAAUCUCGACUUAUUUCAUCUGAAUUUGUCACCUUCAAUUAGAAAAAAAAGAGUUCAUAUGUAAGCAUGUGUGGAAAUACAGACACAGGUCUGGUGAGACGGAUGUGAAUUGUUACGUUGGCUCUGAGGUUUUUCGGGUGGGAUCAGUGAUGUCAUCAUCGGCCGUCGUGAUGGUUUAAGGAGCAACAGUGGCGAGGAGGUGGCCGAGCGUGUGAUGUUACGCUGGACGGUGCACCUGGAGGGUGGGCCACGGAGGGUCAACCACGCCGCCGUGGCGGUCGGGCACAAGGUUUACUCCUUUGGAGGAUACUGCUCGGGCGAAGAUUACGAGACCUUGAGGCAGAUCGACGUUCACGUCUUUAACACAGUGUCUUUGCGCUGGACGAAACUGCCGCCCGUGAGGACCGGAGGCCGAGAGCAUGCCCAGGAAGUGCCCUAUAUGCGCUACGGGCACACUGCUGUCCUGGUAGACGAUAUUGUCUACAUCUGGGGUGGUCGUAAUGACACGGAAGGGGCGUGUAACGUGCUCUACGCCUUUGAUGUCAAUAAUCACAGAUGGUUCACACCCAAGAUUUCUGGAACAGUCCCAGGCGCUAGAGAUGGGCACUCGGCCUGCAUCUUAGGAAAAUCCAUGUACAUCUUUGGUGGAUAUGAGCAACUGGCUGAUUGUUUCUCUAAUGAUAUUCACAAGCUGGACACCACGAGCAUGUGCUGGUCUCUCGUGAAUGCCAGGGGUACACCAGCUCGAUGGAGGGAUUUUCACUCGGCCACUAUUAUCGGCAGCAAGAUGUUUGUAUUUGGGGGCAGAGCGGAUCGAUUCGGUCCUUUCCACUCUAACAAUGAGAUCUAUUGCAAUAAAAUCAAAAUUUUUGACACCGAGACCAACUGCUGGCUCAACACGCCAUCGACCCAACUGCUGCCGGAGGGCCGGAGGAGUCACUCGGCCUUUGCUUACAACGGUGAGUUGUACAUAUUUGGUGGCUAUAAUGCUCGCCUGGACCGACAUUUCAACGAUCUCUGGAAGUUUAAUCCAGAGGCGUUCUCCUGGAAGAAGGUAGAACCGAAAGGUAAAGGUCCGUGUCCCAGAAGACGACAGUGCUGCUGUAUGGUUGGAGAUCGCAUCAUUCUGUUCGGAGGAACCAGGUGAGCUGGGCCGUCUUAUGAUGUUUGCUGUGAUAAACGGCUGUCUGAACCCAAUGUUUGAAUGGAUUCAUCAGAUGAGUCUGAUGUCACGGGUCUGAACGUAUAUUGGAUGUGUGGCAUUCUCUGAAGAAACUUUGCAAACUGGAGCCACAGAGAAAUGUGAAUUCACAAAGGACUUGAGGUUUUUUGG